AUGUCUGUUUUAUCCAAUUUUACACAAGCAUUGGAAGAUGCUUUCAAAAAGAUCUUUGUUACUUAUAUGAACAACUGGCGCAGCAACACAACAGCAGAACAAGCAGCUCUCCAGGCCAAAGUCAAUGCUGAGAAUUUCUACUAUGUCAUCUUGUACCUCAUGGUGAUGAUUGGUAUGUUCUCUUUCAUUAUUGUGGCCAUCCUGGUGAGCACAGUAAAAUCCAAGAGACGGGAGCACUCCAAUGACCCAUAUCAUCAGUACAUUGUGGAUGAUUGGCAGGAAAAGUACAAAAGCCAAAUUCUGAGUCUAGAAGAUACCAAGGCUACCAUUCAUGAAAAUGUUGAUGCUGCAGCAUUCAAAAUGUCUCCUUGA
Vombatus ursinus (common wombat) is the source of this 372-nucleotide messenger RNA. RefSeq names its product potassium voltage-gated channel subfamily E regulatory subunit 2 (gene KCNE2). Gene Ontology annotation, biological process: regulation of heart rate by cardiac conduction; potassium ion export across plasma membrane; negative regulation of delayed rectifier potassium channel activity. Lineage: Eukaryota; Metazoa; Chordata; Mammalia; Diprotodontia; Vombatidae. Gene Ontology annotation, molecular function: voltage-gated potassium channel activity involved in ventricular cardiac muscle cell action potential repolarization; delayed rectifier potassium channel activity; transmembrane transporter binding. The record is from RefSeq and is a predicted model, not a curated record. Gene Ontology annotation, cellular component: membrane. The transcript has a single exon. Bases 1 to 372 code for a protein of 123 amino acids.